Suillus paluster is the source of this 609-nucleotide messenger RNA. RefSeq lists its product as uncharacterized. Bases 1 to 609 code for a protein of 202 amino acids. Lineage: Eukaryota; Fungi; Basidiomycota; Agaricomycetes; Boletales; Suillaceae. Gene Ontology annotation, biological process: mRNA 3'-end processing. Gene Ontology annotation, molecular function: mRNA binding. The transcript has 5 exons. The record is from RefSeq and is a predicted model, not a curated record. Gene Ontology annotation, cellular component: mRNA cleavage and polyadenylation specificity factor complex.
AUGUCCGGUCAAGAAGAGCAGCUCAUCGAGUUGCUUUUAACGCUCAAGAAAACAACACCGGAGCAAGCACGCGCUAUUCUCGCGUCGACACCACAGAUCGCAUAUGCCCUCAUCGGUUUGAUGGUAAAAAUGAAUGCUGUAGACGUCCAAGUCCUGCAGAAAACGCUCACGAACUACUCGGCAUCGAUCCAGCAACAGCAACAACAGAAUACAGGCCCAUCAACGGCGCCCGCCAUGCAGCCUGCUUCUGCCAUCCCGCCACAUCUACAGCAGUACCGCACGCCAACGCCGCAGUCGCAAACGCCACCACAUGUGCCGUCGCAUACUCCUACCCCUCCUCAUUACUCCAAUGGACAUGGGCAGGCUCCACAGCAAAAUUACGGUUAUGGAGCGCCCUCGCACUAUGGUGGACAAGGAGGAUAUGGCGUGCCGCAGCAAGUUCCCAUGGGUGGUGGUAUGAUUCCAGAUGCUCUGGCAUCGAUCCCUGAGGAGCAAAAGGCGAUGAUUAUGCGCGUCAUAGCUAUGACACCAGAUCAGAUCAACAUGCUCCCACCGACAGAGCGCGCAAGCAUUAUUCAGCUGCGCGCAACGCUAGGGCUGCCGUCAUAA